Messenger RNA from Drosophila pseudoobscura, 455 nucleotides. RefSeq lists its product as uncharacterized. Gene Ontology annotation, biological process: positive regulation of DNA-templated transcription. The record is from RefSeq and is a predicted model, not a curated record. Gene Ontology annotation, cellular component: nuclear body. The coding region runs from base 131 to 439 and encodes 102 amino acids. NCBI's taxonomy places the organism in Eukaryota, Metazoa, Arthropoda, Insecta, Diptera, Drosophilidae. The transcript has 3 exons.
CACAAUUGAAAAAUGGUAUUCACUGCGAAAACAUAAACAAUGAUUGUGACAAAAUUAACAAAAAACAAAAACAACAACAGAACAGCUCGGAAGGACAGCAGACCAAAUUUUCGAAAAACUUAUUAAUAAAAUGGAUUUAGUGCCAGAAAACUCCUCCAGUGCAAACAAGAGAACAACAGCAGGCGGCAGGGUGAAAUGGAGUGCCGCGCUUGAGUGCCUGCUGAUUGACAUAUGGCAGGAGAAAAUUGAAGACUUGCGCGGACCACGCAAAAAUUCACAUGUGUACAUGGAGAUGGCCGAGUCCAUGAAGGAGGCUGGGCUUGAGCUUGGAUGGGGCGAGAUAAGGACAAAGCUCGAGAACAUGACCAAAAAAUACAGGAUUGAAAAAAAUAAAAUUGGACCGAGCGGGGGUGCUCCAUCUGUUUCUGUUUCUGUUUGAGAUGCCAAGCUUUUUU